AGAAGGAGGGAGUGAGAUAGAGAGAGAGAGAAAGAGAGAAAGAAGGAGGGAGUGAGAUAGAGAGAGAACAACAAUGCGACAAUGAUUUUUGUACGGUGGAUAAAACGUGUAAUUUAUUACAAAACGGGAUAUUUCUUCUGAAUGUGUAUCUCUGUACGAGAAUAUUUACGACAAACGUGUUCGAUGUUCCUUUAAUACGCAUGCGAGCGAGCAUGACUUUCGAAAACAAGCCUUUUUUUAAGAAGUUUCUUUCGUACGAUUAAUAAUGAAUGAAUGAGCGAGUGAAAGGGAGAGAAAGAGCGAGAGCAUUUUUUGGGACGCCGAUCCCGUUUAUCAUCAUAGACGCUCUGACGCGUUCCGAGACAUCCCUGAUCAUUUCUAAUAAUGCGACGAUGAUGUUCGAUAUAUUCAGAAAAAUAAAUAAACGUGUGAUGGCGCGCCGCGCAUACGCAAGUAUUUAACAGUUCGACGUCUAUGUCUCUUAGUUAGGCGCCGAUUAUUCUGCUAUUGAAAUUCAACGAAAUAGGAAAAAGUCUAAUAUGUAAACGUGUCGACGUAUUCAUGCCCUUCCCUGUAACCGACUAAAAACAUUAUACUCGUUUAUCAAAUAAUAUGCAUACAGUAUCCCGAAUACUAUCCGCCGAGAGAAUAUUCCGCAACUAAUAUUUUGAAAGGAUGAACACCGCCGAUGUCUCCGAUGCGACUAAAUCAUGAUUCGAGUAUACCGAUAUCCACGUGUUCGAUCGCAAUUAUCCACUGGCGUGACAACCUUUUAUCGAUACCAAUUACCGAUCCAAUAUUAGUAUGAAUAUAACCGCACUGUACCCAGCGCAAAUAUGAAUACCAAAGCAAAACUUUUGAAAUUCGCGCCCCCUUCUCGAUUCUGUCGUAUUAUUCGUUCGAAAGAAUGCUGCGAAACCUCGAUUUCAUACGAUGCGUUUCUGAGUUUUUCUUUUCUCUUUCUUACGAUUCAUGCCCCAGUAGUUGCAUUCUUUCUUUUUUUACCAUUCUUUGCCUACACUUUAUAGUGAAUUGUUACUUUCCCAAAAAUUUGGUGCAAUUUAACGCGUAAUUUAACCUUGUUGCGUAUUUGCGUCGACUUUUAUCCAUUGAGUACAUACAUGAAGCCUAAUUUGAAAUUUAUGAUUUUCCGUUACAAUUUACUUCUUAUUGAUAUUCAAUAAAGAAACUUGCAGGCUGCAUCGGCCGUUCGAUUUCUAACAAUUUUGUAAUCCACGGUAGGUAAAUCUCCAUUCCCUUCUUUUCAUCGUGUGAUCGAUCACUUAAAUGUUUUUGUAUAUAUUUUUAUUGAUGCCGAAAUUUUAAAGUCAUUACUUUGAAAUCUUACAAAAAUCUACUUUCGUCAUUUCUACGAGAAAAAGUAAAAAUACAUGAUAAAUAAUUCAAAUCAGUUUCCUUCCAAAUAUUUUGUGCCAUGAAGGAAUGAUUAAUAUUCAACAGUGUACAAUUCAUUUAUAGAUUAAAUUUGUAAGACGUAAUAAAGUGUUCUAUAGCAAUUAGAAUUUUAGGUUACGAAGAUUUGUUUAUAUCCAAUGUACUACCGUAUCAUCGCGUCGUGAACAUAGAUAUCUCUUAUCUCCGUAAUAUCGAAAUUCAAAUAUCAAAUAGCAUAUUUUGUUUAAUAUUCGUUGUUGUCUACAUUAUAUGUCAAUGUUGAUGUUUAAGAAUUGCAUAUUUGUCACAGAAUUACAUUCAAUCAUAUUUAUAAUUGCUGAAUGCUUAUAGUCGCCAAGAAUGUUCAGAUUAGAAAUUUAAAAAACUAAAUUUAUAUAUAAUUAGGUAUUUUUCCUAUAAAAUUUGUGAACCCGAUUCUUUGCGUACAGACUCUAUCUUUUAUGAUAUUCCAUAGAAUGUGAUAAAAAUAUAUGUUUCAAAGAAUCGACUCCACCGUCUCUAAGUGGUGUUUCAAAAAUCGCGAAUAUAGAUAUUUAUACGAAUAUUGAAGAUUUCGACGAGCUUCACAUCUGUAGGAACACUCCAUAUUAUUAUCGUGGAUGACAGAUCAGCUGAUGUCCGCUGAUGCACGUGUUGUUGCACUCUUCAGAGGCUUACUUUAAAUUGUUUUUAUGCAUGCUUCUCGAUUGUCUUUAUUAGUAUUUGAAUGGCCGUAUUAUUUACAGAUCGGCAAAUUAAACAAGUAAAGAAAAAAAAUAUGUUGAAGACUGUUAGACCUUCUAUAUUUAAAAUACACUAUUGGUUAAUCAAAGAAAAUCGUUGUACUUUAUUCAAAUCCCAUGAACAAAUUCUUCUAAAUAAAUAAAUUGUCAAAAUUUUGCAAAUUAUUUCUUUGAACUAUUUUCUGUGCUGACAAAGGAUAUACAUUUGUAAAUAUGGAAAUGAAUGAAAUUAUAAAAAACAUUUUUAGUCAGGAUGUGCUCUUAGAUUUGCCAAGUACAAAGCUAAAAGAGGAAAGUUCAAAGGGCUCUAGAAUAUUCAAUGCUUUAACUUCGGUAGAUAAAUACAUCGAAGCUACACUUCAUAAAAAUGCUCCGAUUCGUCUUAGGGAGGAUAAGAGAAUUGGUAGAAUAGGUCCAAAUUUGGUCAGAUUUGAUACGUCAAAUAUUCAAGAAGAUUUUAUAAUUUCACCUGAUAAACUUACUGUCAAUUCCAAAAGUAACUUCAGCACAUUGAGAGCAAAUGUAACUGUUUAUAAAGGAAAAUGGUUAUAUGAAUUGCAACUUGGAUCCCAAGGAGUUAUGCAACUUGGUUGGAGUACUAUUAACUGCCAAUUUAAUCAAACAUCUGGUGUAGGGGAUACCAUUAAUUCAUAUGCCUAUGAUGGAAAUCGUCUGAGAAAGUGGAACGUAACUACUCACAAAUAUGGAGAAUCAUGGCUUACAGGAGACAUUAUUGGAUGUGCAUUAGAUAUGGACAAUGGAACUGUUGACUUCUAUAGAAAUGGUAAAAACCUAGGAAGAGCUUUUGAAAAUAUUGCAAUGGGUGCUGGCUUCGCAUAUUUUCCAACAGUCAGUCUUGCAUUAAGGGAAAAUUUAAUGGCAAAUUUUGGUUCCACACCACUGAGAUAUCCUAUAGAAGGAUAUGAACCGCUACAAGCUGCUCCUCAAGAACAAAUAACUGAGGCUACUUAUUUGUUCAGAUGGUUUCUCAGAAUAAUACAAAUGAUGAACAAGGAACAAAACUUAGAUGAACAGAAUAUGUUAAGCGAUGGAAAUAUGAGCAUUUCAAACUUUUUAAUGUGUCUCUCAAGAUCUAUUUUAAAACAUGUAGGACCUCUAAUUACUACACCAUAUAUUACGGAAUAUAUCGUGGUUCCAUUCAUGGAACAACUUUCAGAAUCAAAUGUUCAUUCAGGGCAAGAUUCAGUACAUUCUUCUAUGUUAUCAACAUGUUUAGAUUUGUUAUGGACGUUUCUUGAAGAACAUGAAAUGAAAGCUUUUCUAGAAAGUACUGUCUUGUAUUUGCUUUAUAUAUUCAAACACGUUUCUUCGACGUUGGACUAUCCUGACCAAUUUCGAAGUUUGCUUCUAUUGACAAAGAUUUGUCAGCAUAUUUCAACCCGUCAGUAUUUAUUGCAACAUUUGCUUUUUGAUCGAGUAAGGUUUGCAGAUUUCAUGGAUGUCAAGUCACUAGAUGAGAAAGGCCUUAUUGAUGUAGUUGAAAAAAUAUGGUGGGAAAUGCAUCCGGAGGAUCCAAUGCUCAAAGCAAACAGAACAAGUUACUUGGAUGCAUGUGAUAAAAUUAAAGCUGCCAUAUCUGAAGUAGAAGCAGUACAAAUGAAAUUACUAAUAAUCGUUCUUGAUAAUUCCGAUGGUAAUGAAAAGAGACCAACCUCAAGAACUAUAUUCCUAAGAAAAUUUAAACGUUUCGUUCAAGACAAUUUCGAUUCUAGUCGCACACCUGUACGGAUUGUAUUAUCUUAUUUUUAUCGGCUAUUAGUUACAUUUAGAACACUGUGGGAUACAGAAGUAGGGACGUCUCCUGUUUACUUUCCUUGCAGGGUGUUCUAUGAUGCAUCGAUCGAUUACAAUAAAACUGAAAGACUGGGAGGAGUUUUAUCACACUUAACUAAAAUGUACAGAAGCGAACUGGUAGAACAAUUAGGACCUGAUCAUGAAGCUCUCACUGUAGUUCUUCCAACGCUUGCACCUGUAAUUAAUAUUGGAUCGUUCGGUCAAGGACAUUUGGUAAACAUUGAGAGACUCGGAGACUUUAUACAUGGAAGAGAAGAUAAAAGUCCACUGCCCUUAGGCCCGUUGGACCCAACUUUAUCUUUGCUUGAAUUGCUUGACAGAAUUAUUUUAUUUUACCACACCGUAGCAAAGGAAUACUCUGUAAAUCUGACUAUUCUCAGAAGUAAAAUGUUCGAAUAUAUCUCUGCCUUAAAAGACACUAAAACACGACUGGAACAAAUCAAGAAAAAUAAAGAUCCUGAGUCACAAUCAAUUCAACAAGAACUACAAAGAACAAUAAAUGUAUUCAGCUCUAACUUGACGGAACAAGCGAGAUUUAUGGCGUGGGUUCGUGCAUCUAUUUACUCAAGAGAAAAACAAUCACAAUUGGCGUGGCUGUUACGGGUGAUCACGCUGACCCUAAAAAAUGCCAGCAAAGAAGGAAACUUAUUUAGAUUUACACCGGAUUUCUUUCUCGAAGCACUAGCCGAUUUAUGUAUUAGUUUACGGGAUCAUAUGCAUCCAACUGUACGCAUCGAAAAUAUUCCUGAUUAUCAAGAAAUGCUUCAAGACAUAGCCGAGUUUCUUUGCGAACAUUUCAUGGAUCCACGUAUAAUAAAUGUAAAUUCGAAAAGCAAGUUACUUGUAACUCUAGCCGGUUUUGUAUUUAACCCGCUAACAUUAGAAGCAUUAGAAAAUAUACAGAGAGGAAGUAGAAUAAAAGUUGUCACAAACUUGUUAAAAUCGUACGAAGACCGAGCAUGGGCCGAAUCAAAUUGGAUCUUACUUAGAUUUUGGCAGGGUAAUGGUUUUGCUUUUCGAUAUGAAAAAAUUUCGCAUUUUCCAAAAAGGGUUGGAUUGAAACUAGUACAGGAAGAAACAUUCUCUCACCCUAUGAAACCUUGUCCGUCCAUUGUAUACCAAAAUCAUGUGAAAGAAGUACUAUUGACAAAUGCCCGAUCUGCCAAAUUUUUAAGUGGUUUAUUAAACGAAUUGAAUUGGGCUUUUUCCGACUUCAUUGCAAUGGUGCAAGAAAUUCAUAACGGUUCAUCAAGACCUGAGAGAGUCUUCAUUAAAUCUAAACAACUGAAAAUCUGUACCACAUGCUUCAAUAUAACCGUGUCCUUAUUACGUGUUUUAGAGAUGAUUGUUACACUGGCUUUAAGUAUUUUUAAUAAUACUACUCAGUCUUCCAGUGAAAAUUUGUUGUCUAGAUUAUGUCAAUUAGCGAGUCAAAUAUUGAAUAGAAUAAGUUCACAAACUAGUUGUUUUCAACAAGUCAUUUUACUGGAAAUCCCAGAUUUAGAAACGGUUCAUCACUUUCCAAUAUUAGCAGCAGUUAUUGGUAUACUGUUGGCUCUACUAAGUGAAGAUAUGACCAACUUUAAAUCAAAAACUGUAAAAGAGAUACCAAAGGUCACUCAAACAUUAUUAAUGGAACCCAAUUUUCAAAUGUGUUCCCUCUAUUUUGUAGUGGGUGGUAUUCAAUCUAAAAGCAAAGACAAGCAAAACUCACAGCCAUUUUCAUUUGAAAACUAUCCAGAUGAUGUAACAAAAGAAGAAAUAAAGAAGGUGAAAGAAAUGAUUGAAUAUUUAAAUUACUGUCAAACUAUUUUGCCCGAACCAAACGUUUUGAGUGAUGAUGACAAUACUUGUCCAAUUUGUUACGCCUAUCCUGUAGAAGUAACAUUUAAGCCCUGUCAUCAUCAAACUUGUCGCAUUUGUAUUCAACGACAUCUUUUAGAUACAAGAGAAUGCUUUUUUUGCAAGGCAAUUAUCGAGAAAGUUGUGGAUCUUUCUGGUAAUGUACUGCAUGAUUUUAGCAAUGAAAGUUCAAACUCUAAGGAAAUGAUGGAAUCAUCUUAACACAUCGACGAGUAUAUUUUACCGUGAAGAGAAACUUAGGAAUAAAUUUCUUUGUGAAGGUUACAAAAAAUCUUAAAGAAAAAAAAAUUUGUAUAAAAUAUUACGCAAAACUUUAUUUAUUUAAUGUUAUUCUCCGUUCCAAAGUAUACAAUAUAAAAAUAAACAAUUAAAUUUAAGUUUCUAAAAAUUUCCUACAAGAUCAUGUAGUGAGUAUUGUAUUAAACACUAUGUGUAUAUAUCGUUCUCCCUCAGUUUUUUUUACUUUAAUAUUCUAAUUAAAAUUACCUUAUGUUAUAAUCAGUCAAUGUAGUUGCCAAAAUAUAAAAGUCUUUUAAGUCUUGUAACACAUUGAGCAAGCAACAAGAUAAUAGUACUCAAAAAAUUAUUUUAUAAUUAUUAAAGGCAUAAACUUUGUCUAAGUUGUCUAAAACCAGUUACUAGUGGUGGUUCUUCUGGUUUCUGAUUUAAGUCUUCAAUAGAUUCUACCAAAACAACACCAGAUACAAACGCGCCAAGUCCGGUAAGAAAAAUUGCGAAAAUAAUUAAAAGCCGGUCUUUAUUUAGAUGCAAUUCUGAAUCUUUUAAAAGAGUACUUUGGAACAAGCAAAUGCCUGGGAAAAUAAAAAUGAAAGCUGCCGACAACACUCCUAGUAAAUUAAUAACGGGUGAAAUAUCUGGUACCAAUAUUGCAAUUAUUAAAGAUAAUAUAUACCAAAUUAAUGUAAUAAAAACCCGAGUUUUAACAGUUACAUCGAUAUCCAUUCUUAAAAGAUUUAAAAGAGCAUCGCGACCGCAAUACAGAACAAUGGGAUAUGUAGUAAAAUUUUUAAUUGCUAUAAAUAUUAUUGCCAAAGUUAAACUGAGGCUUUUGUCUGUGUAUCCUUGUAGUAUAUCGCUAGGUACUUUUCCAGCACCAAAUGUUGCAUAUCCAAAGAUGCCAACCACUGUAUAAGCAACGAAACAAAUAAUCAUACUUGUUACAGCGCUUACCGUAAACUUUCCGAGACUUCGAUCUUUCAUACAAGCAUACAUUGGUAUUGCUGUCAUGUGACUCUGUAAAUGAAAU
Messenger RNA from Nomia melanderi (Alkali bee), 7083 nucleotides. The record is from RefSeq and is a predicted model, not a curated record. Lineage: Eukaryota; Metazoa; Arthropoda; Insecta; Hymenoptera; Halictidae.